This is a messenger RNA of Nothoprocta perdicaria, 1550 nucleotides long. RefSeq names its product tRNA selenocysteine 1 associated protein 1 (gene TRNAU1AP). Gene Ontology annotation, molecular function: tRNA binding. The transcript is spliced from 9 exons. The record is from RefSeq and is a predicted model, not a curated record. Gene Ontology annotation, biological process: selenocysteine incorporation. Lineage: Eukaryota; Metazoa; Chordata; Aves; Tinamiformes; Tinamidae. Gene Ontology annotation, cellular component: nucleus. The coding region runs from base 137 to 961 and encodes 274 amino acids.
UCCCUGUUCUCUGACAUUCAUGCUGUCUCUUGGGUUCCACUUUGCAGACUGUUGAGCCUGGUUCAUGCAUGCCUGCUGGUUUUGAGUGGCAUCGACCCUCUUAAAUGAGUCUUCUUUUUGAAGUCUGGAGCCCUAUAUGGAUGAAAACUUUGUUUCAAGAGCCUUUGCUACCAUGGGAGAGCUUGUACUGAGUGUAAAAAUCAUUCGAAACAGGUUGACAGGAAUUCCAGCAGGCUAUUGCUUUGUAGAAUUUGCAGAUCUAGCUACUGCAGAAAAAUGUUUACACAAAAUCAAUGGAAAACCACUUCCUGGUGCAACACCGGCAAAGCGAUUUAAAUUGAAUUAUGCAACGUAUGGAAAACAGCCUGAUAACAGUCCAGAAUAUUCACUUUUUGUGGGAGACCUGACUCCUGAUGUGGAUGAUGGCAUGUUAUAUGAAUUUUUUGUUAAAGUUUAUCCAUCAUGUAGAGGUGGAAAAGUUGUUUUGGACCAGGCAGGAGUAUCCAAAGGUUAUGGGUUCGUGAAAUUCACGGAUGAACUGGAACAGAAAAGAGCACUGACAGAGUGUCAAGGAGCUGUGGGGUUGGGCUCCAAACCCGUACGCUUGAGUGUGGCUAUACCAAAAGCUAAUCGUGUGAAACCAGUGGAGUACAAUCAGAUGUACAACUAUAAUUAUAACCAGUAUUAUCAACAGUAUCACAAUUACUAUGCCCAGUGGGGCUAUGACCACAACACGGGCAGUUACAGCUACAGUUAUCCCCAGUAUGGAUACACGCAGAGCACAAUGCAGACAUAUGAAGAAGUUGGGGAGGAUGCGUUGGAAGAUCCGACGCCUCAGUUGGAUGUCCACGAAGCAAAUAAGCAGUUUAUGGAACAGAGUGAAGAGCUCUACGAUGCCUUGAUGGACUGUCACUGGCAGCCUUUGGACACUGUCUCCUCAGAGAUUCCGGCCGUGUUAUAGCCUCGUUGCUGAGGCCCUGUGUGUGUGACAAACCCGCCAACGCACUCGGGGCUGCUCCGCUGCGCCUGGACCCUGCAGCAGUUUGGGGUGGCCCUUUUGCCACCCAGCUCGGUUCCUCGAAGCGCAGGAGGACUGGGGCGUCUCCUGUACGCAAUGAGUAUCAUAGGAGCAUCAUGGUAACUUUGAUUCAUGGUGGAAGUUAGAACUGCGACAGUUUUAUUCCUUUUGUCUUGAAAUGAACUCUUAACACUCCUUGGGAAUUGUAAUUUAUAAACUUUCAACAAGAUGGCACAGGGGAAAGACUCUACUCCAACGUACAAUAAAAAAGUUGGUCUUUUGAGUAAAGUUAAAGCAUUUUGGUUGCUGCCCAUCUCUCUGUUUUCCUGUCCAUUUAACUGUCUUCAGUCAUUUGAUCCAACUCUCGUAAAUGUUUUUUUUUUUUAAAGUCCAUGUCAGAUACCACUAGAACGUCUCAAAGGCUUUCUAGUGACYGGGUGAGGUUGCUGUAACUUGAGCAUGGGAAUCACAUAGAUAAAAGCUUAUGUUUACUUAAUCUAAGCUGUGAUCUUGAGCUACCAAGUUUAUAGCU